Messenger RNA from Rhizoctonia solani, 1449 nucleotides. RefSeq names its product glycoside hydrolase family 15 protein. Gene Ontology annotation, cellular component: fungal-type vacuole. Gene Ontology annotation, molecular function: glucan 1,4-alpha-glucosidase activity. Gene Ontology annotation, biological process: polysaccharide metabolic process. The record is from RefSeq and is a predicted model, not a curated record. The coding region runs from base 1 to 1449 and encodes 482 amino acids. The transcript is spliced from 12 exons. NCBI's taxonomy places the organism in Eukaryota, Fungi, Basidiomycota, Agaricomycetes, Cantharellales, Ceratobasidiaceae.
AUGCGAUUCCUUUCACUGUUUCCUUCCCUCAUCCUAACAUUCCUCUCGUCGAGGGGAGAUCCCAUACAAGACUUUAUCCAACGCCAGUAUCCACUCGCUAAACAGGGUAUACUCGACAACAUAGGAAGUCAAGGUGCUUAUGCCAGAGACGCAAAACCGGGAGUUGUGGUAUCUAGUCCGUCAACUGAACCUGUUGAUUACAAACACACAUUUAUUCGGGAUAGCUCGCUGAUAUAUAAAGUGCUCAUUGAUAUAUGGGCAGACGGACGGGACGAUUCGCUCCUUCCAGGAAUCUACGACUGGGUAUCUUCACAGGGGCGGCUACAAAAAACUCCAAACCUAACUGGAAAUCUUACGACUGGAGGUCUAGGCGAGACUGGAUUCAACAUUGAUGAGAGUGUCUACACCGGUCCGGGAGGACGUCCUCAGCAUGAUAACCCAGCACUCCGCUCGUCCUCGAUGAUCGACUUCGCAAACGGUCUUCUCACUCGAAAUGGCCGAACGGGGCGUCAUUAUGUAGAAAGCAGUAUUUGGCCUAUCGUUAUUCUAGAUCUGGAUUAUGUCGCUUAUCACUGGAACGUGACAGGAUUCAAUACAUGGGAAGAGGCAAGCGCGCUCAUUUCGGCACAGAUAAGGGGUCUUAAGCAAGGAGCAGACUUGGCGAAGACAUUAGGAAAGGAAGAAAAGUACCACUUCUGGAACGAACAGGCGGAUAAUGCCUUGUGCUUUUUCCAGGCCGAUAUCGACUUCUGGGAUUCCACGCAAUCUGUCAUUAUAUCUAACAUUAAUUGCGAUGGCCCUUGUCGUGAUACAGUCGAUGUCGCCUCGGUUUUCACUGCUAUCAGACAGUUCGACCCGGAGGCUGGAUGCGAUGACGCCACAUUCCAGCCUUGCUCUGAAAUGGCGCUGAGGAACCUGAAAGCAGUUGUGGACUCAAUGAGAGAUAUUUACCCAAUCAAUGACGGGAAGAGUGCGUCUGAGGCGAUCGCGGUCGGAAGGUUCGCGAAUGACAACUACGUUGGUGGACAUCCGUGGUUCAUUACAACAUUUGCGGUAGCUGAGCAACUGUACGACGCGAUAUAUCAAUGGAAACGGAUCGGAAAGAUUUCCAUAAGCACAUUCAAGCGAGGUCAAGCAGAGUAUGAUAGCAUCAUAGAGAGCACUUGGUCAUAUGCAGACGACUUCUCGCUCAUCAAUGCCAAAUACAUUCCAAGUAAUGGAUCAAUGUCCGAGCAAUAUGAUAAAGUGACUGGAGAGCCAAGGUCGGCACAACGGCUUUCAGCCUCGACAAUGAGCUCUUCGAAUUGGAACGAGGGAUCUGAAGCUACGGACCGCUACGGUCCUACUUUAGAUAAAUAUCUUCGGGAUGGGCAUUUCGACUUGUCCGAGCGCGACCCCCUACUCCCGAGGAAGUCGCCGAAGUUUUGGAAGCAAUAUGCGAGGAUUUAG